AUGCAGGUCAUCGCCGCUGGCCUCCCACGAUGCGCAACCUCUUCGCUUCAGGCUGCCCUGGAGUCUUCUCAUCUGGGAUAUUUUCCCUGCAUGCACAUGGCCCAUGUGAUGCCCAGCAACGAGCGAGCCGAACGCGUCCUCGAAGCCAUGCGGGAAAAUGAUAAGGAGAAGCGACAGGCACUUCUGCACAAGAUUUUUGAUGGCUACCAGGCCACUGCCGACUUCCCUGGCUUCUGGUUCAUCGAUGAUCUCAUGGACAUGUAUCCAGACGCCAAGCUGGUCUUGAACCAGCGAAAGGGAGGCGACGAGUCUUGGCUACAGAGCUGGAACAGCAGCAUUGCGUUCUUCCGCACCUGGACGUAUCUGUUGCUCUGCCUGCCCGUGAAGAACGAUCGUCUUCACUGGCAUAUGCACUAUAUAGCAAAGAAGCAAAUGGGAGAGCGAUGGCACACAAACGACCUGGACGGCUUCUAUGAUGCAUACCAGAAGUUCGUGCUCGAAGAGGCCAGGAAGCGGAACCGCGAGGUUUUGACUUGGACAGCCGAGGACGGCUGGGAGCCGCUGUGCAAGUUCUUGGGCAAAGAUGUUCCAAAGGAGGCGUUUCCCUGGGUCAAUGACGCCGCAACCAUGAAGUUCAUCCAGAGGAUCCUCAUCGCGAGAGGAGUGGCAUCGUGGCUAGCGAUCCUUGGCGGUGCUUAUGCGGCAUGGACGUAUGGACCAUCUCUUGUGCAGAAUGCAUCGGUUCUUGUCCAGCACUUGCUGCGGCAAUCUCGUCAGCUGCUGUAA
Messenger RNA from Trichoderma citrinoviride, 786 nucleotides. RefSeq lists its product as hypothetical. The record is from RefSeq and is a predicted model, not a curated record. NCBI's taxonomy places the organism in Eukaryota, Fungi, Ascomycota, Sordariomycetes, Hypocreales, Hypocreaceae. The coding region runs from base 1 to 786 and encodes 261 amino acids. The transcript has a single exon.